Messenger RNA from Miniopterus natalensis, 819 nucleotides. It is a transcript of the gene BOLA1, whose product is annotated as bolA family member 1. The record is from RefSeq and is a predicted model, not a curated record. Lineage: Eukaryota; Metazoa; Chordata; Mammalia; Chiroptera; Miniopteridae. Gene Ontology annotation, cellular component: mitochondrion.
CAGGACUCGAGGACUGCAUUUCACCUAGAAAGCCGGGAGUCGCGUCCCUGCACCGAAACUUCAGUAGCCAGGGCUGCGCCAGAGGUAGCUGAUGCUGAGUGGGCAGCUGGUCAGACGCAACUUCUCCAUGGCCGGCCGCGUCUGUCUGUCCCGGGGCAGCGCGGGAUCCGGGACCAUAGGUCCCGUCGAAGCCGCCAUUCGCACGAAGUUGGAGCAGGCCCUGAACCCCGAAGUGCUGGAACUGCGUAACGAGAGCAGCGGCCACGCGGUCCCAUCGGGCAGCGAGACGCACUUCCGCGUGGCGGUGGUGAGCUCUCGCUUCGAGGGACUGAGCCCCCUGCAGCGGCACCGGCUGGUCCACGCUGCGCUGGCCGAGGAGCUAGCUGGGCCAGUCCACGCGCUGGCCAUACAGGCGCGGACCCCUGCCCAGUGGAGGGAGAACCCUCAGCUGGAUACGAGCCCCCCAUGCCUGGGAGGGAGCAAGAAAACUCGAGGAACCCCUUGAACCCCAAGAGAGCAUCAGGAUCCAAAUGGGUUGGGUGAGAGUAAACUGCUGGGGCCUUCUUCCCUUAAGUACAGUCCAAUAUUUGUAAGGGAUGAGGACCAGUGGACCCUCGCUUAACUGGCACAUACAUUAUUCUCCGGAGAUAGCAACUCAUUGCAGAUCAAAGCUAACUCAAGAGUAGAAUCAUUCAUUCCAUUUGCCCUGGACUAUUCCGGAAAAACUGCCCAGUCAUUUCAUGUUAAAUUGUGACUAAGGAACCACCAGAUCAGAUGAGUUGGAAAUAAUCCUGUACAUUAAAAGGGAAAUUAUCAUAU